AGGUUACAGGAGUCACAGAUCCCUGAAACUCGGCUGCCAGGGGAGCUGGGGUCACCCUACGAAGGCGUCCCGUCCAUACUGGACCCCUACAGGGAGCCACGUGUGCCCAGCCGGGGCACUGCCCCAGCUGAUGCCCCAGAGGGGCCACCCUUCUCAAGAAGGGCUCUGGGCCCCAGUCUGCCUCAUGGCGCAUGAGCCAGAGCCUGAGACUGAUGGACUGUUGGACCUGAGCUUCCUGACAGAGGAGGAGCAGGAGGCCAUUGCCGACGUCCUGAAGCGAGAUGCCCACCUGUGCCAGCUGGAGGAAGGGCGGGUCAGCAAGCUCCGGGCCUCCCUGGCAGACCCUGGGCAGCUGAAAAUUCUGACAGGGGACUGGUUCCAGGAAGCACGCUCCCAACGGCACCACCAUGCCCGCCUUGGUUCUGACCUCGUCCGAGCUUCUAUCCGUAGGAAGAAGAGCUCCAGGGGAGACCAGGCUCUGGGCAUUGAUAGGAAGGCUGAGGCUGCUGGGAAAGAGACUGAAGAGCAGCUGAAACCCAGGCUCUCCAUAGGCCAGGCCCCCCAAGAGAGGCUCAGCCAGGAAGCCGAGGGACCUGAUUUCCCCUCACCAUAUGUCCCCCCAGAGGCUUCAGAUCAUGAGGAGGAGCCCCAGGCCCAGGAAGCCCCUGGCCCAGGGGGCGCGCAGGUCGACGCCGAGGAGGUGGACCCGGAGCCGGAGCCGGAGCCGCAGGCGCCGUCGCGGGGAGAGAAGGAGCCGCAGCCCCGCCCAGCCCAGACCCAGGCGGCGGCCGAGAUUCUGGAGAACGGGGAGGAGGCCCCAGGGCCCGGCCCCUCUCUCGACCGCAUGCUCAGCAGCAGCUCCUCAGUGUCCAGCCUCAACUCCUCCACGCUGAGCGGCAGCCAGAUGAGCCUGGCCGGGGAGGCGGAGGCGGGCGCGGUGCAGGUGCGCGGCUCCGUGCACUUCUCGCUGCGCUACGAGCCCGGAGCCGCCGAGCUGCGCGUGCACGUGAUCCAGUGCCAGGGCCUGGCCGCCGCCCGGCGCGGCCGCUCCGACCCCUACGUCAAAAGCUACCUCCUCCCUGAUAAGCAGAGCAAGCGCAAGACAGCGGUGAAGAAACGGAAUCUGAACCCGGUCUUCAACGAGACUCUCCGGUACUCCAUCCCGCAGGCUGAGCUUCGGGGCCGCGUGCUGAGCCUGUCCGUGUGGCACCGCGAAAGCCUGGGUCGCAACAUCUUUCUGGGAGAAGUCGAAGUGCCCCUGGACACGUGGGACUGGGACUCCGAGCCCACCUGGCUCCCCCUGCAACCUCGGGUCCCGUCCUCUCCCGAUGACCUCCCCAUCCGCGGGCUGCUCUCUCUGUCCCUCAAGUACGUCCCCGCCGGCUCUGAGGGCAGGGGACUGCCCCCCAGCGGGGAGCUGCACUUCUGGGUGAAGCAAGCUCAGGACCUCGUGCCUCUGCGCUCAGGAUCCCCGGAUACUUACAUACAAUGCUCAGUGCUGCCUGAUGACAGCCGGGCCAGCCGCCAACGGACAAGGGUGGUGCGACGCAGCCUCAGCCCCGUAUUCAACCACACCAUGGUUUAUGAUGGCUUUGGGCCAGCCGACCUGCGCCAGGCCUGUGCUGAGCUCUCUCUCUGGGACCAUGGGGCCCUGGCCAGCCGCCAGCUGGGGGGCACACGCCUCAGCCUGGGCACUGGCAGCAGCUAUGGGCUCCAGGUGCCCUGGAUGGAUUCCACACCUGAGGAGAAGCGGCUGUGGCAGACACUCCUGGAGCGGCCAUGCGAGUGGGUGGAUGGCCUUCUGCCCCUCAGAACCAACCUGGCCCCCAGGACAUAGCUGCCUACAAGCCCUACCAAACCCCUCUCUCUCAACCACCAUCUCAGGGCCUGCCCUGGGCUAAAGUUAAUAAAGUCUAUUCUAAGGGCAA
Equus caballus (horse) is the source of this 1928-nucleotide messenger RNA. It is a transcript of the gene SYTL1, whose product is annotated as synaptotagmin like 1. The record is from RefSeq and is a predicted model, not a curated record. Lineage: Eukaryota; Metazoa; Chordata; Mammalia; Perissodactyla; Equidae. Gene Ontology annotation, biological process: exocytosis; intracellular protein transport. Gene Ontology annotation, molecular function: small GTPase binding; neurexin family protein binding. Gene Ontology annotation, cellular component: exocytic vesicle; plasma membrane.